CCCCGCCCUCUACUCCGCCUUCCUCCCUAGUCCACCCCCCCGCCCUGCUCCGGGGCGGUCCUAGCCGCUCACCGCAAGAAGAAAAGCCACCCGUUCGUCCCCCUCCCCUACCUCCCAUCCUUUGCCCAGGAGCUGCCUUGGCAGUCACGCCCCUUCCUUCCGAGGAGCUUUCUGGCUGCCUAAACUGGUAGACCCUCUGAAUUACUCCUCCGUCUCCUCUCUCUUUCGCCUCCUCUUCUCUUAGUUCUCUCCGCCUCCCCCCCAACUACCACCACCUCCAGUCAGUCUCGCCUCCGACCAUCCGCUGCUCCACCCUCUGGCCCGGUAUCCUGCCUGUCCACUGCCACCAAGGAGAGCCCGGACGGAGCAGCGAGGAGGGGAGCAGCCGGGAGUUGGGGCUUCCCCCCUGCCCAUCCCUGGCCGCUGGCCCGGGACCGAAGCCACUUGAGCGAGCAGAGAGUCGUCACCUUGUCUUCGUUGCCUUCAGGGAGCUGCCGAGAAGGACAAAUAAAAUAGCAGAAGUGAAAGAGCUUUUGUUUCCUUAGAAGGAAGGCUGAGAAACUAAAGAGUGACCAGUGGUUGGACUCUUGGCGGCGCUUACCCUGAACCUGAGUGUUAGGGGAGAGGGAAUCUGCCGUUGCGGUUUCUGGAGCUGCUCAUAAGCAAGAAUUCCCUAUCCUGAUCAAGGCUUUAAGCCUAAAAGAAAGCAGAAAUAGGUCAAGGGCAGCCCAGGUGCCCAAUUUCUCUCUCUCUUCACAAGGCACCACCAGCAAUAGAGAUGAGAAAUUCUGAAGAACAGCCAAGUGGAGGGACCACAGUAUUGCAGCGUUUGCUACAAGAGCAGCUUCGCUAUGGCAAUCCUAGUGAGAAUCGCAGCCUACUUGCCAUACACCAGCAAGCCACAGGGAAUGGCCCUCCUUUCCCCACUGGCAGUGGGAACCUGGGCCCUCAGAGUGAUGUGUUGAGUCCCCAAGACCACCACCAACAGCUUGUGGCUCAUGCUGCUCGACAAGAACCCCAGGGGCAGGAAAUCCAGUCAGAAAACAUCAUCAUGGAGAAGCAACUGUCUCCUAGAAUGCAGAAUAAUGAAGAACUCCCGACUUAUGAAGAAGCCAAGGUUCAGUCCCAGUACUUUCGGGGCCAACAGCAUGCCAGUGUUGGAGCUGCCUUCUAUGUCACUGGAGUCACCAACCAGAAGAUGAGGACCGAGGGACGCCCAUCAGUUCAGCGGCUCAAUCCUGGAAAGAUGCACCAAGAUGAAGGACUCAGAGACCUUAAGCAAGGGCAUGUCCGUUCCUUGAGUGAACGACUAAUGCAGAUGUCACUGGCCACCAGUGGAGUUAAGGCCCAUCCACCUGUUACCAGUGCUCCCCUCUCCCCACCACAACCCAAUGACCUGUACAAGAAUCCCACAAGUUCCAGUGAAUUCUACAAGGCCCAAGGGCCACUUCCUAACCAGCAUAGCCUGAAGGGCAUGGAACACCGAGGCCCCCCACCAGAGUAUCCCUUCAAGGGCAUGCCACCCCAAUCUGUAGUGUGCAAGCCCCAAGAGCCAGGGCACUUCUAUAGUGAGCAUCGCCUGAACCAGCCAGGGAGAACAGAGGGGCAACUGAUGAGGUAUCAGCAUCCCCCUGAGUAUGGAGCAGCCAGGCAAGCGCAGGACAUCUCAUUGCCAUUGUCAACCAGGAGCUCUCAGCCUCACAGCCCUACUUCUUCUCUGACCUCUGGGGGGUCCUUGCCCUUGCUACAAUCUCCAGCAUCCACUAGAUUGUCUCCUGCCCGACACCCCUUGGUCCCAAACCAGGGAGACCAUUCAGCUCACCUGCCUAGGCCGCAGCAGCAUUUCCUUCCUAAUCAGGCUCACCAGGGGGAUCACUAUCGUCUCUCCCAGCCUGGCCUGAGUCAGCAGCAGCAGCAACAGCAGCAGCAGCACCAUCAUCAUCAUCACCACCAACAGCAGCAGCAGCAGCCACAGCAGCAGCCAGGAGAGGCCUAUUCAGCUAUGCCUCGGGCUCAGCCAUCCUCUGCUUCUUAUCAGCCAGUGCCAGCAGACCCUUUUGCCAUUGUUUCCAGAGCCCAGCAGAUGGUUGAGAUCCUCUCAGAUGAGAAUCGGAACUUGCGGCAGGAGUUGGAAGGAUGCUAUGAGAAGGUGGCAAGACUGCAGAAGGUGGAGACAGAAAUCCAGCGCGUCUCAGAGGCAUAUGAGAACCUCGUGAAGUCAUCCUCCAAAAGAGAGGCCCUAGAGAAAGCCAUGAGAAACAAGCUAGAGGGCGAGAUUCGGAGGAUGCAUGAUUUCAACAGGGAUCUGAGAGAGCGUCUAGAGACUGCCAACAAGCAGCUUGCGGAGAAGGAAUAUGAAGGGUCAGAGGACACCAGAAAAACCAUCUCGCAGCUCUUUGCAAAAAAUAAAGAAAGCCAGCGUGAGAAGGAGAAGCUGGAAGCGGAGCUGGCCACUGCCCGUUCUACCAAUGAGGACCAAAGACGACACAUCGAAAUCCGAGAUCAGGCCCUGAGUAACGCCCAGGCCAAGGUGGUAAAGCUGGAAGAAGAGCUGAAAAAGAAGCAAGUGUACGUUGACAAGGUGGAGAAGAUGCAGCAGGCCCUUGUACAGCUCCAGGCAGCAUGUGAAAAACGUGAGCAGCUAGAGCACCGUCUCCGGACACGACUGGAGAGGGAACUGGAAUCCCUAAGAAUCCAGCAGCGUCAAGGCAACUGUCAGCCCACCAGUGUUUCAGAAUACAAUGCCGCUGCGCUGAUGGAGCUCCUUCGGGAGAAAGAGGAGAGGAUUCUGGCUCUGGAAGCUGAUAUGACAAAGUGGGAGCAGAAAUAUUUGGAGGAGAAUGUGAUGAGACAUUUCGCUCUGGAUGCUGCUGCAACCGUGGCUGCUCAGAGGGACACAACAGUCAUCAGUCACUCUCCUAACACCAGCUAUGACACAGCUCUAGAAGCUCGCAUCCAGAAAGAAGAGGAAGAAAUCUUGAUGGCCAAUAAGCGUUGCCUUGACAUGGAGGGCAGGAUUAAGACCCUACAUGCCCAGAUUAUUGAGAAGGAUGCCAUGAUCAAAGUACUCCAACAGCGUUCCCGGAAGGAACCGAGCAAGACAGAGCAGCUGUCGUGCAUGCGGCCAGCGAAGUCUCUGAUGUCCAUUUCCAAUGCUGGAUCAGGCUUGCUCUCCCACUCAUCCACCCUGACUGGCACCCCCAUCAUGGAAGAAAAGCGAGAUGACAAGAGCUGGAAGGGGAGCCUAGGCAUUCUCUUGGGUGGAGACUACCGUGCUGAAUAUAUCCCUUCCACACCCUCGCCUGUGCCCCCCUCGACUCCCCUGCUCUCAGCUCACUCCAAGACAGGCAGCCGAGACUGCAGUACCCAAACUGAACGUGGGACGGAAUCGAACAAAACUGCAACUGUUGCUCCCAUCUCUGUUGCUGCUCCAGUUGCUGCUGCCGCCACUGCUGCCGCCAUCACCGCCACUGCUGCCACUAUCACCACCACCAUGGUAGCUGCUACUCCAGUUGCUGUUGCUGCUGCUCCAGCUGCUGCUGCUGCUGUUGCUACUGCCCCGUCUCCAGCCACCGCUGCUGCUAUUGCUGCUGCUGUUUCUCCAGCUGCUGCUGGUCAGAUUCCAGCUGCUGCCUCUGUUGCCUCAGCUGCUGCCGUUGCUGCUGCUGCUGCUGCUGCUGCUGUUCAGGUUGCUCCAGCUGCUCCGGCUCCGGUUCCAGCUCCGGCUCUGGUUCCAGUUCCGGCUUCAGCAGCGCCUCAGGCUUCUGCUCCUGCUCAGACUCAGGCACCAACUUCAGCUACGGCUGCGGCUCCAACUCCAGCUCCAACUCCAACUCCAGCUGUGGCUCAGGCUGAGGUUCCUGCAAGUCCAGCUACGGGUCCUGGACCACAUCGUUUGUCUAUACCAAGUUUGACCUGCAAUCCAGACAAAGCAGAUGGGCCUGUGUUCCACUCCAAUACUCUGGAAAGAAAAACUCCCAUUCAGAUCCUGGGACAAGAGCCUGAUGCAGAGAUGGUGGAAUAUCUCAUCUAA
Molecule: messenger RNA, 4033 nt
Organism: Mandrillus leucophaeus (drill)
Lineage: Eukaryota; Metazoa; Chordata; Mammalia; Primates; Cercopithecidae
Gene: AMOT
Product: angiomotin
Exons: 15
Coding region: 779-4033 (1084 amino acids)
Biological process (GO): regulation of cell migration; actin cytoskeleton organization; establishment of cell polarity involved in ameboidal cell migration
Cellular component (GO): lamellipodium; cytoplasmic vesicle; bicellular tight junction
Molecular function (GO): signaling receptor activity
Source: RefSeq, a predicted model, not a curated record